Molecule: messenger RNA, 3594 nt
Organism: Pogona vitticeps (central bearded dragon)
Lineage: Eukaryota; Metazoa; Chordata; Lepidosauria; Squamata; Agamidae
Biological process (GO): negative regulation of MAPK cascade; peptidyl-tyrosine dephosphorylation
Cellular component (GO): cytosol; cytoplasm
Molecular function (GO): MAP kinase tyrosine/serine/threonine phosphatase activity; MAP kinase tyrosine phosphatase activity; protein tyrosine/threonine phosphatase activity
Source: RefSeq, a predicted model, not a curated record
UCUGGGAGGAGAGAUGGCUUCAGGUUGUGGUUUGCCCGGCGAGGGGCUCGCAGGGUGUGGGGUUCGAGGCCAGCGAGCGCAGCUCAGGGCGAGCCUCACCGCGCCGGGAAGUUUAGCUGAAAGUUUUCCGAGUUGCGCCGGAGACGACAAAGAAGAGCGGAGGGGUCUCACGCCUCCCGGAACCCCGCUCGGCAGCGGGAAGCGGAGAAGGGGGACCGCCGCGCCGACGCCGAUUUAGAUACCAUGGAAUCAGUGGCAGAUACAGUGCUGACUAAGAGGUGUGAUUCCAGAAGAAAUGGGGUUUCAGGUUUGCUCACAAAGCACCUUCGGAAGGCCUUGCAUCUGUCUUCCCCUGUAACUUUGUCCCAGCGCUGUACAGGUUCAUGCCCAAACCUGACAAUGAACAGGAAUGAUGUCUUGGAGCAAAAGAUGAGUAGAGAAGCCUCUUCUGGACCCCGGUCACCCAAGAAGACUCACAAGGUCCUUUGUUCAUCAUUGUCGUCAGAUGGUAUCCGAUGGUAUAAUAGCUCAGUGUCUCCGCAGGGUCUUGAUGCUCAGACGAAGCAAGCCCACACUGAGAGGGCAGCCAACAGCACAAGUUCUCUGGAACGGGUGUUCAGGUUCUGUUCCUCUGCAUCCGGUCCCUUGUACAAAUCCACCCUACCCAAGCCAAUGGAACCCUCAUCCAAGCCCAAGUCUUCCAUCCGAUCAUCUUUAUUUUCUCCAUUGCUACGGAGCCACAGUUCUGAUUCCAGUCCCGUCUCUGUUUCGGCCUCCAAAAAGUGCCAGCAUGGGAGUUUCCAACCAGCGGCAGCCAGUGAUGCUGAGCCAGGAGGGGUGCAGGGCUUUAGCUACUUGGAGCCAGUCAUCAGCAGGGUGACAGAUUGCAUCUACGUGGGGAACCUGAGUGCCGCCUACAGUGGCCAGGUGCUAUGCAAAAACAACAUUGACAGCAUCAUUGACAUGAGUAACUUGCCCAAAGACUCCAGUCUGAGCUUCAUCCCUUGCACUUGCAGCCGGGCCCCUCGACACAGCUGGUCCCGCCUGAAGGUGCAGAUCCAGGGCCCCUUGCAGGAGGGCUAUUUCUCACUGCAGCCCCCAUGCUUCUGGGACAUUAAUGUGUGCAUCGAAGCCUCUUUGGAGAAAAGGAAGCGAGUCCUGAUUCACUGCAGGGAUGGCUACUCUCUGGCUCCAACCUGCGUCAUCCAGUACCUGAUGGUGAAGCACCACAUGAGGCUACUGGAUGCUUAUGAGUUUGUCCGAGCGAGGUAUCCUGUUAACAUCCAAGAGUGCCACCGUGACUUGCUGGUGCACUUAGAGAAGUCCCUCUGGCCAGGAGAAGUGGACUUGGAAUGCUUUAAAGAGGCCAUGUCAAGGAAGAUGGCAUGGACGUAGGACUAAGCUAGAAGGCCAAGGUGGACGUUGCAUGCAUUUCAACAUAAGAGUUGCUUCAGUUGUGUAGGAAAAAUGGGGACCAGGCUUGUUAGGAGUGUGGGAAGCUCUCGUUGUGUGCAACCUCUAUUCCAAAACAGUUUUUUGUAUUUAAGAGGCAGAAUGCAGGCAGGGGAUGGUUGAUCCUGUGUGGUUUAUCCACAGCAGAGCUUGGAGGUAAUGAGUCACAACUAAUGUCAUUACCUGCAACAUCUCUCUUUGAUGACAAUGAAUGUGUUGUGAAGCUAAGAAGUUUUACUACUGUAUUUCAGGACUCUUUUCCAAAUGCAUUGUUGAAAAUGGGAACAAAUUUAUUCCCUUGAUGAUUUACUUUUUGGGGGGUUAUUCUUUUUGAGGGCAUAUUUAAGCAUUUUUGGAAUUACUUUGACAGGAAUUAUACAUACUAUUCUCUUAACCGUUCUACCCUGCACAGUAACAGAUGGUAACCAAAAAUAAAAGAAAAACACAAGUUACUUUCACACACAUCAAUAAGUCACUACUUCUCAGACAUUAUGAUGAGUUAACAGGAAUAAAUUACAUUUUAAAGUAACCUUCCAAACUCUGAGGAAUGUACGCUUCAUGCUUCUGAUACUGAAGACCAUCCCCUGUGCCUGAGAGAAGCUCCAUGUUGAAAUGCACGCAUUGCCACUGUAUCUAGUUUGGAUGUAAAAGGAAGAUAGCCACAGAAGGCUGUUAAAAUUCCAUGUGCGUUCUGAAGUGCUGCCUGAGGCCUUCCGCAGGGCCUUACCUUUCUGCCACUGUUAUGAGAUCUCUAAUUUAAAAGGAGCUGCCUUUGGUUCAAUUUCAUUUGACAGGAUCUUUUGCACUCUGAAAUCCUUCAGUACAAAAUGCCAAGUAUUGUCCUGUGUCUCCUACCACUGAGAGUUAUGUGCACUUUGAGGUUUAAAAGAGAAUUCACAGUAUUUACUAUUCUAUUGCUGUUCUUCAACCAGUCAGGGGAAAGAAGUACAAGAAGUUACUACAAGCUAUACCUCUUAAUAACUGGACACGGUACCAGCUCUUUUGCUGGCACCUGACGUUCUCAGGGCUAGCCCAAAGGCAGCAAUCUGAGAAGAUCUGGCAGCUAUAGAACAAGCUAGUAAUCCUAGGCCAAAAUCCUGUUGGAGGCAACCAGCCUGUGCAACGGAAAUGACAUCAGCAGUAGCAGCAAAUUGCUACUGAUUAUAAAGGCUUUGUUUUGUGAUUUCAGGGUGCAUAUGACUGUCAGAUUGUGUGCAAGUGUUGCACACCCCAUAAUCACAGAAGGACGCCUUUAGUCAGUGGCCAUUUGCUACUGCCAGUGAUGGUGGAGGUGUGCAACAGGAUUUCAGCCAAGAGCAAAGAAUAACCAACACUUUGUUCCUUGAGCAAAACUCAACUCUUUAUACACCUUCCUGCCUAUCUAGAUACAGUGGCCAGGCUCGGGGAGUGGUGUCAGCACAGGACGUGACAGUGCCUAGCUGUGAAGUUACCACCUACAGCCAGUGGUUCAUCACAAGGUGCAAAUACACCAGAUCCAGAAGUUCCAGAAAGGAAGUGAUGAAGCAACACCCACACUCUUUCAAGCACAUCUCUGCAAUCUUAAUGGCCAGAAAAAAAUUCUUAUUGAAAGAUGAAACCUGAGCUUCUCAGGAAGCUAAAUUAUGCAACACAUGGACCUGAAUGCAGAGGGCUUACUCUUAAUUUUUUGUCCCAACUAGAGUAUAAACAAGGUGAUGCACACAAUGGCUGACUCAAAUCUGUUCAUUAUAGGUAAAAAACCAAAUAAAAAUAAAAAGGACAAAAAUGUGGUGGCACUUUAAAGAUGAACUUUUAUAUUUGUGCUUUUGAGAAGAAAGCUCACAUUAAAAAAAUAUAAAAGUUAGUCUUUAAGAUGCCGCCAUGUUUUUUUUUUUUUACCUAUAGUGCUUGCACAAACUAACAUAGCUGCCCCUUCUACAAUUAAAUCUGCUUAAUGGUCUUCCUUUAGUUGGGACUGACAGUUGGGUCAGGCCACAAUUUGCACAUAGCCUUUAAGGGUCUGCACUUACACGCUGAGAACCAGGGUGAUGUAGCAGGUAGAGUAGUAGGCUAGGAUUCAGGAGACCUGGAUUCAAAUCGCUGCACAGCCAUGUUAAUUCACUGAGGGUAGCAGCUAUAAAUCACUGCUUUGAUAUCUUAUGC